Messenger RNA from Trichechus manatus latirostris (Florida manatee), 2625 nucleotides. RefSeq names its product GRB2 associated regulator of MAPK1 subtype 2 (gene GAREM2). The transcript has 6 exons. Lineage: Eukaryota; Metazoa; Chordata; Mammalia; Sirenia; Trichechidae. The record is from RefSeq and is a predicted model, not a curated record. The coding region runs from base 1 to 2625 and encodes 874 amino acids.
AUGGAGAAGCUGGCGGCUGGACUGGCCGGCCUGCGCUGGAGCAUGGGCGCCUUCCCGCUCGACCUCAUCGUCAGCCGCUGCCGCCUGCCCACGCUCGCCUGCCUCGGGCCAGGGGAGUAUGCCGAGGGCGUCAGUGAGCGUGACAUCCUGCUCAUCCACUCUUGCCGCCAGUGGACAACAGUGACUGCCCACACCCUGGAGGAAGGCCACUACGUCAUCGGGCCCAAGAUCGACAUCCCCCUGCAGUACCCAGGGAAGUUCAAGCUCCUGGAGCAGGCCCGGGAUGUGCGGGAGCCGGUGAGGUACUUCAGCAGCGUGGAGGAAGUGGCCAGCGUCUUCCCUGACCGCAUCUUUGUGAUGGAAGCCAUCACCUUCAGUGUCAAGGUGGUGUCAGGCGAGUUCAGUGAGGACAGCGAGGUGUACAACUUUACGCUGCACGCAGGCGACGAGCUCACCCUCAUGGGCCAGGCCGAGAUUCUGUGCGCCAAGACCACCAAGGAGCGCUCGCGCUUUACCACUCUCCUGCGCAAGCUGGGCCGGGCCGGGGCGCUGGCCGGGGUGGCCGGCGGCGGCCCAGGGGGAGCGGGCGCCGGCGGGGGCGCCAGGCCCAUGAAAGGCAAGAUGCCCUGCCUCAUUUGCAUGAACCACCGCACCAACGAGAGCCUGAGCCUGCCCUUCCAGUGCCAGGGCCGCUUCAGCACGCGCAGCCCGCUGGAGCUGCAGAUGCAGGAGGGCGAGCACACGGUGCGCGCCAUCAUCGAGCGCGUGCGGCUUCCGGUGAACGUGCUGGUGCCCAGCCGGCCGCCUCGCAACCCCUACGACCUGCACCCGGUGCGCGAGGGCCACUGCUACAAGCUCGUCAGCAUCAUCUCCAAGACCGUGGUGCUGGGGCUGGCGCUGCGCCGCGAGGGCCCGGCGCCGCUGCACUUCCUGCUACUCACCGACACGCCGCGCUUCGCGCUGCCGCAGGGCUUGCUGGCCGGGGACCCACGCGUCGAGCGCCUGGUGCGAGACAGCGCCUCCUACUGCCGCGAGCGCUUCGACCCGGACGAGUACUCAACCGCUGUGCGCGAGGCGCCCACCGAGCUCGCCGACGACUGCGCCAGCCCGCGCCGCGCGCGCCUCUGCCUGGCCGCGCCGCGCGUCCCCGCCCCUGCCCGGAUGCCUGCUCUCCUCGGUUUGCACCUGCCCGCCAGCGACGGCGACCAGGAGUACGUGAGCCCCGACUGGGCUGCGACCGAGCCUGCUGCGCUGCCCCCUGAGAUCCCCUACGAGGAGCUGUGGACUCACCAGGCGGCCGAGAGCCUCGCUGAGGGCAGGGCCAGGCCGCCCCCAGGGCCCGACCUCAUCUCCUUCGGGGCCAACGGCCCACCCUGCCUGGAGCCCCAGGCGCCACCGCCUCCCGUCCCUCCCAAAUCCGAGGCGGUGAAGGAGGAGUGCCGCCUGCUUAAUGCCCCGCCUGUCCCUCCCCGGGGUGGCAGCGGCAGGGGCCGGCUCUCGGGCAGCCCCCCUGUGCCUCUGCACUUUCCCAAGCUGCAGCCUGUCCACUCAUCCGGCUCUAGCCUCUCCUACUACUCUUCUGGCCUUCAGGAUGGGGCAGGCUCCCACAGUGGUAGCGGCUCCCCAUCCCCGGACGCAUACUCUCUCUACUGCUACCCUUGCACCUGGGGGGACUGUAAGGUGGGCGAGUCCUCAAGCCGCCCGACCUCAGGACCCCUGCCCUCUACCACACAGCCCAGCCAAGCUUCCUGGGCCCACACUGAGCCCCUGAGCAGUCGAGCUGCCUCCGUCUUGGGGACUGACACCCCUGUCAAGACAUACCAUAGCUGCCCGCCUCUGUUCAAGCCCUCCCACCCCCAAAAACGCUUUGCUCCAUUUGGAGCUCUCAACCCCUUUUCUGGGCCUGCGUACCCCUCAGGCCCUUCAGCCACCUCCUCUUCUGGGCCCACGACCACCUCGGGUGCCCUGGCUACCUCGAGCCCUGCUUAUUCUCCAGGCCCAGCCUCUCCAGGCCAGGCCUACUCAGCUGCUCCCACUUCCUCCUGCCCCAUCUCCUCCUCCUCCUCCUCUGAGUGGCAGGAACCAGCCCUGGAGCCCUUUGAUCCCUUUGAGCUGGGGCAGGGCGGUUCUCCAGAGCCCGAGCUGCUGCGCUAUCAAGAGCCCAGAGCUGUAGGAGCACCUGGGCCUGGACCCUGCCUUUCACCCCUUGGUCCCCCCAAGGCCUUUGAGCCUGAAGGUCUGGUGCUGCGGCAGGUCCCCACCCCACUGUCACCAGCUGCCCUGCAGGGGCCUGAGGGAGGUGGGGCACGACUCUUUCUCACCCAGGGGCGCCUGGAAGGGCCUCCUGCCAGUCCCGGGGAUGGAGUUGCAGGCUGGGGAGGCCGGGAUGCCUCCUCCUGGCAGCCCCCCACGGACCUGUCUGCGCUCUCCCUGGAGGAGGUCUCUCGCAGCCUGCGUUUCAUUGGGCUCUCAGAGGACGUGGUGAGCUUCUUUGCCCGAGAACGCAUCGAUGGUAGCAUCUUUGUGCAGCUCAGCGAGGACAUCCUGGCAGACGACUUCCACCUCACCAAGCUGCAAGUCAAGAAGAUCAUGCAGUUCAUCAAAGGCUGGCGGCCCAAGAUCUGA